AUGAACACACGAUAUAUUACAUAUGGGGAUAGUUACGCAGCUUCGAAAGCAGCGUGUGAUCUCCUAGCUGUUGGUGUGAUUGCAAUCUACGGGCCCACUGAUCCAAACUCGGCAGAUGCAGUGCAGGCCCAUUGUCGAGCAGCGGGCGUCCCACACAUACAAGCAACUUGGCGACCUCCACCAUUAAGAGAUCUAGAAAUUCCCUCUCCACCAGGCAUCAAUUUAUAUCCAGAAGCCGUUGCCUUGUCAGAGGCAGUGGCAGUUUUCAUAAAAGACAACGAUUGGAAUACUUAUACAUUACUGUAUGAUGAUGAUGAGGGUUUAAUUCGAUUACAGGAAAUUCUCAAAUACGCAGACCCUAAUGACAACUGGUUAGUGAGACGACUAAAGUCUGGUAAAGACAAUAGACAGUUGUUGAAAUCCCUUAAAGUAGCUAGACACACUAGGGUUAUCCUGGAUUGUCCCUCUGACAGAAUACUUGAAUAUCUGCGACAAGCGCACGACGUUAAAUUCUUUGAAGACUAUAUGAGCUACGUCCUAAUGUCCCUAGACGCGCAUACUUUGGAUUUGCAAGAGCUAAGAUACGGCUUAUCAAACGUAACAUGCUUAAGAAUAUUCGACCAUGCAGACUCAAGAACUACAGCAUAUCAUGCUGACUGGAAGGCAAGAGCCACGUCCGACAUUAAAAUUCCGAGGAUGACUCACGAAAUAACGGUAGAAGCAGCCUUGGCUAGCGACGCUGCUAAUCUCUUAACUAAUUCAGUGGAGACCGUGCCUAAAGAUUUCAAAAUUGAGCCCGAAUCUAUUGAGUGUAAAUCUGACGCGAAGUGGGAAUCUGGAAAUAUUUUUACAGAACAUAUUUUAACGAACCCAAUAACGGGGAUUACUGGAAAUAUUUUACUGGACAACUCAACUGGUGAGCGGAAGAACUUUAACGUGGAAAUAAUGGAAUUGUCUAACAGUGGAUUCAAUAGUAUAGCUAAAUGGAACGCCGAUACUGGAUUUGACUACGUGCGAACUGCUACGGACGUAUCCGACCUUCUCGCUGAAAAAUGGCAGAAUAAAACUUUUCGUGUGGCAUCACGGAUCGGAGCGCCUUAUCUAGUGGAAAGAGUCCCGAAAGAGGGGGAAGUACUCACAGGGAACGACCGCUACGAAGGUUAUUCCAAAGACCUGGUAAAUGAGAUAUUGAAAGAGACGUUGCAUCUGAACUAUGAGAUUAUAAUUGUUCCUGAUAAUGGAUAUGGUGCGUAUAAUAAGGAAACGAAGAAAUGGGACGGUCUUAUUGGAUAUUUGAUAGACAGGAAAGCAGACUUAGCGAUUUGUGAUCUCACCAUAACUUAUGAGAGGAGAUCAGCCGUGGACUUUACUACGCCAUUCAUGACUUUAGGGAUAAGUAUUUUGUAUAUGAAACCCACGCCGCCGGAACCGGAGCUAUUCUCAUUCCUAAAGCCUUUCUCGGUUGACGUUUGGAUAUACAUGGCCGCGGCCUUUUUGCUGGUAUCUUUAUUGCUCCAUAUUUUAGCUAGGCUCGCGCCAAACGAUUGGGAGAAUCCUCACCCAUGCGAUAAGUCACCGGAGGAAUUGGAAAAUAUUUGGCAUAUCAAGAAUUCUUGCUGGCUCACCGUGGGAUCGAUUAUGACACAAGGAUCUGAUAUAUUACCCAAAGGGUACUCAACUCGUUGGGUUUGCGGUAUGUGGUGGUUCUUCGCUCUCAUUAUGUGUUCUUCGUACACAGCCAAUUUAGCUGCCUUUUUAACUAACGCGGCAAUGGAUGAUUCAAUCAAAAGCGCUGAAGACUUGGCUAUGCAGACCAAGAUAAAAUUCGGAACUGUAGGAGGUGGUUCUACAUACUUCUUUUUCAAGCGGUCGAACGUGUCCACGUACCAACGGAUGUGGACAGCAAUGGAAUCAGCCCGGCCACCAGUUUUCGUAAAGAACAAUGAUGAGGGUGUCGAAAGGGUGUUCAAGGGCAAGAGGCAGUAUGCGUUUCUAAUGGAGUCAACUGCUAUAGAAUACCAACUGGAGAGAGGUUGUGAUUUCGUACAAGUCGGAGGGUUGCUUGAUUCUAAGGGUUAUGGAAUUGCUAUGCCUUUUUUUUCUUCAUAUCGUACUGCUGUAGAUAACGCGGUACUCAAAUUAGCAGAGAGUGGCAAAUUGGUAGAGCUGAAAAAUCGCUGGUGGAAAUUACCAGAAAAUGCUACGAAGAAGUGUGUUCAACAAGAAGUGGCAGAGGAAGGAACUAGUGCUGCCGAACUGGGAGUGGAUAAUGUUGGUGGCGUAUUUGUCGUGUUAGGUAUCGGCUGCGGCAUGGCAGCUGGAAUGGGGGCGUUGGAGUUUCUCUGGCACGUGAAAGAUGUAGCUAUUGAACAGAAGAUGUCACAGAUGGAUGCAUUCUGGGCUGAGUUAUCAUUUGCUCUAAGUUUUUGGGAAACAGAAAAACCGGUGGAACAUUCGCGACCAUCAUCCUCCGCGUCAGGUGACAUGGCCUCAAGAGCGUCUUCGGUUUUGCGUUCGGCGGUGGACUUAUUUAAUAUGGAUGUAUUUAAAAAGGAUUCACGAUAA
This is a messenger RNA of Leptosia nina, 2565 nucleotides long. The record is from the annotation of a GenBank genome assembly. NCBI's taxonomy places the organism in Eukaryota, Metazoa, Arthropoda, Insecta, Lepidoptera, Pieridae.